AUGCUGCAGGCUGUCAGUCUCUCCUCAAAGACUUCUGUGUCCGAAGAGAACUCCAAACUACGUUUGGAUGAAGAAACUGAGUUCGGAGAGAAUCACGCAUUAGAUGGGGAUUCUUUCCGCAACACCUUAAAGAGGUCUCUGUCACCUGAUUCAUUUGAACACAAGAAGUUUAAUAAGGGAGAAAAGUCUUUGGGAAUACUCAAUGGCCGUUGUUACAACCGUCAGAUUUCCAAUCUGGUCGGCCCUCUCACGACGGACGCACAUGACAAUCAGUUCGGCUCCCAACAGGAACAGGAUGACACAUAUAAAUGUACUGAAAAGGAAAAGUCAAGUCUACAAACAGCUAUUUGCGUUUGUUUGCUUACUGUUCUUGGUUUGCUAGCAUUCACGUUCACCGUUGUGACAAAACCCAGCAAUAUGGAUCAAUUUGAAGUUAUCGACAUGGAAGUCAAACCUCUAAUGACAGGUUCUUGGGGCGGCUUUAUUAACUCUGGCGUCACUUGUUAUGUUAACUCGACCCUCCAGUUACUUUUACACAUCGACCCGUUUUUUGAGUGGUUGAAGAAUUCACAGUUUGAUGCGGAGUCGGUUUCCUCUACUGUCAGGGAAUUGUCUAAAUUACACAGAAGUCAACGUACUGUAGAUCCCAAACCGUUACUCUCUUGGCUGAACUAUAUUUCUCCAAAACUACGAAAUGAUACUCAAGAAGACGCCCAUGAGUUUCUGGAUGGCCUUUUGAAAUGUUUCCAGGCGGAAAACCAACACUUGGAUAAAAAUAUUGUGGAAUGCACAUUUGGUUCCAAUCUCACUGUUACAAUUACAUGUGAAGUAUGUACUUACACUUCUUCAGAGAGAAAGGAACUGAAUGUGCAGUACUUUUCUCUCCUUAUAAAUAAAGCAGGUAGUGUGGAAGAUGCAUUACAGCAGUACUUGCAUUCAAGUGGGAUGAAAUCAUACUGCCGUUACUGCAAAAGUGACACUUCUAAAAGGCAAGACACUUCAAUUGAUAAGUCAUCACCCUUUCUAAUACUGCAUCUGAAGAGGUUCAUCAUGGGGGAAAAUUAUGGAUCGUCAAAGUUAUGUAGGAAAAUACAAAUUAACAGAGCUGUAAAUUUUAAUGGGAAGCAAUUUAGGCUGGCAGCUAUUGUCAUGCACCAUGGGACAUCAAUGAACAGUGGCCACUAUACUGCAUUGUGUCGCAGAGAGGAAGAGUGGUGGCAUUACAAUGACCACGAGGCAAAGAUGAUUCUUAUGGAUGAGCAGACAAUGAAGGGUCUGCAGAGUACUGCUUACCUUCUUCUGUAUGAAGAUUUGACUGUCCAGACUGCAGACAAAGAAGUUUACACCCCAGGAAAAAGAGGGACCAAUCGGUGGGUUUCCUCACCCCUGCAGCCAUCAGUGUCACCCAAAGAAACCCCUUCCAAGCAACCUAUCAGAAGUUCUGAAAGGGAGUGCAGUAAACCUCUAGGGAAGGUCAAGAGAAAGUUAGACAUGGAUUCACAACAAAAACACAUUGGGAGUGAUAAUAAAGCUGGCAGUGAACUUACUACAGAGGUACAUUAA
This is a messenger RNA of Frankliniella occidentalis (western flower thrips), 1563 nucleotides long. RefSeq lists its product as uncharacterized. The record is from RefSeq and is a predicted model, not a curated record. The transcript is spliced from 9 exons. Bases 1 to 1563 code for a protein of 520 amino acids. Gene Ontology annotation, cellular component: cytosol; nucleus. Gene Ontology annotation, molecular function: cysteine-type endopeptidase activity; cysteine-type deubiquitinase activity. Gene Ontology annotation, biological process: protein deubiquitination. Lineage: Eukaryota; Metazoa; Arthropoda; Insecta; Thysanoptera; Thripidae.